AUGGCCUCUCCCAAUGGCACGGCCACUGCGCCGCCAAACCGAGCCUCGCCAGUCCCGAACCAAGCACUUCCUAACGGCAAGCCUUCAUCGCCACUGGUAGCAACGAGCAACAGCAUGGGUACCAGCGGACAACAGACGCCUCAGACCGUGACCUCAAAAGACCCUAAGGCGGCAGCGCAGGCAGCGACAGACAUGAGGAACAUCGUGCGCAGAAAGCUUACUGGAUACGUUGGUUUUGCCAACUUGCCCAACCAAUGGCAUCGCAAGAGUGUGCGAAAAGGCUUCAACUUCAACGUUAUGGUCGUUGGUGAAUCCGGCCUUGGAAAGUCGACUCUCGUGAAUACCCUCUUCAACACCUCCCUCUACCCACCAAAGGAGCGCAAGCAGCCUUCCCUGGACUUUGCACCUAAGACCGUCAGCAUCCAGUCCAUCUCCGCAGACAUCGAGGAGAAUGGCGUUCGCCUUCGCUUGACGGUCGUUGACACACCCGGCUUUGGUGACUUUGUUAACAACGAUGACUCGUGGAGACCCAUUGUGGAAAACAUUGAGCAGCGUUUUGACACCUACUUGGACUCCGAGAACAAGAUCAACCGCAUGAACAUCGUCGACAACCGCGUUCACGCCUGUGUCUACUUCAUUCAGCCAACUGGCCACUCGCUGAAGCCUCUGGAUGUCGAGGUGAUGCGUAGACUGCACACCAAGGUCAACCUGAUUCCUGUCAUUGCCAAGGCCGACACCCUUACUGAUGACGAGAUCGCGUCGUUCAAGCAGCGUAUCCUUGCCGACAUCCACCAUCACAACAUCCACAUCUUUGAAGGUCCACGCUACGAGCUCGACGACGAGGAGACCAUUGCCGAGAACAACGAGAUCAUGUCGAAGGUGCCUUUCGCCGUUGUUGGUGCCAACGCCGAGGUCCAAACGCCAGAAGGCCGCAAGGUCCGUGGCCGUCGCUACCCAUGGGGUGUCAUCGAAGUUGACAACGAAGAGCACUGCGACUUCGUCAAGCUGCGACAGAUGCUUAUCAGGACACACAUGGAGGAGCUCAAGGAGCACACCAACAACUUCCUCUACGAGAACUACCGAUCCGACAAGCUCACAUCGAUGGGUGUCGCACAAGAUCCAAGCGUGUUCAAAGAGGUCAACCCAGCCGUCAAGCAAGAGGAGGAGCGAUCACUGCACGAGCAGAAGCUCGCCAAGAUGGAGCUCGAGAUGAAGAUGGUCUUCCAGCAGAAGGUGCAAGAGAAGGAGAGCAAGCUCAAGCAGAGCGAAGAAGAGCUCUACGCCCGUCACCGCGAGAUGAAAGAGCAACUCGACAGACAACGACAAGAGCUCGAGGAGAAGAAGGCACGCAUCGAAAGCGGUCGCCCAGUCGAGGAGAAGGGCCGCAAGAAGGGUGGCUUCUCGCUCCGCGGCUAA
Messenger RNA from Fulvia fulva, 1416 nucleotides. Its product is annotated as Cell division control protein 3. NCBI's taxonomy places the organism in Eukaryota, Fungi, Ascomycota, Dothideomycetes, Mycosphaerellales, Mycosphaerellaceae. The record is from RefSeq and is a predicted model, not a curated record. Gene Ontology annotation, biological process: cytoskeleton-dependent cytokinesis. The transcript is spliced from 4 exons. The coding region runs from base 1 to 1416 and encodes 471 amino acids. Gene Ontology annotation, cellular component: microtubule cytoskeleton; septin ring; cell division site. Gene Ontology annotation, molecular function: GTP binding; GTPase activity; molecular adaptor activity.